This is a messenger RNA of Periophthalmus magnuspinnatus, 3213 nucleotides long. RefSeq names its product neuronal vesicle trafficking associated 2 (gene nsg2). NCBI's taxonomy places the organism in Eukaryota, Metazoa, Chordata, Actinopteri, Gobiiformes, Gobiidae. The record is from RefSeq and is a predicted model, not a curated record. Gene Ontology annotation, molecular function: clathrin light chain binding. Gene Ontology annotation, biological process: G protein-coupled dopamine receptor signaling pathway; endosomal transport; clathrin coat assembly. Gene Ontology annotation, cellular component: endosome; membrane. The transcript is spliced from 5 exons. Bases 322 to 876 code for a protein of 184 amino acids.
GUGUCUGUGUGCGCGUGUGUCUGCGCCGGUGUGCGCGUGUGCCGGAGCGGAGCGUGGAGCGGGCUGGCUCUGUGGCUUUGGGGGUUGGGCUGCCGCUGCUGCUGCUGGUCCACACCGCAGACCUGCAGACAGACAGCGCUCGGUCCUCGGCGGAGAAGCGUUGUUUUCCCCUCAGCUUCAUCCUCCUCCUCCUCUUCCUCCUGCUGCGGUCAGGGCUCUUCUUGUGUCCGCGCUCUGUCCAGCUCUGUCUCUGCCAAAGGACCGUAAAUACCGUGCAGUUUUUUGGGAAAUACGUGACCACAUCACAUCAGGCCGGUGAAAAUGGUCAAGUUGGGGAGUAAUCUUCAGGACAAAGGCAGUGCCAAAGCGGUGAGUGUGGAGGACGGCUUCCAAAACGUGCCGCUCAUCACUCCUCUGGACGUGGGGAGCCUCCAGGGCCAAGCUCCGGACAAGGUGGUGGUGAAGACCCGCACAGAGUUCCAGACGGAGAAGAAGAGGCUGAAGGUGCCGAAGGUGGAGGAGUUCACCAUCAGCAUCACCGACGGGGUUUCCGAGAGACUCAAGGUUACCAUACUGAUCAUCCUUGCCCUGGCCUUCCUCGCCUGCAUCGUUUUCCUGGUGGUUUAUAAAGCCUUCACCUACGACCACGCCUGUCCAGAUGGAUUCAUAUACAAGCACAAGCGGUGUAUCCCAGCAUCCCUCGAGGCCUACUACGCCGCGCAGGAUGCUAACUCCAGGGGGCGCUUCUACACAGUGAUCAGCCACUACAGCAUGGCCAAGCAGACCACCUCGCACUCCGUCUCCCCCUGGCUGCCCGGUGGUGGCGCGGUGGGCGGGCAUCACGACUCCAAGCCCCCCAGCGGAGAGGGCCACUGAGUUAGCUCCAGCGCUAACCAUGCUAAUUCACAUCUAGACAUAUGAAACAUUUAGGUUUAGGACUAAAAAAAACACACGGACAUGCUAGCUGCAGAUGGUAUAUAGUGAAACAUGCAUGCAGACAUUAUUUGCAUUCAAUUUCAGUGCUAAUUUGCUACAUCAACCGAUAGAAAUAUUGUGGAAAUUUCUUAUAUGUCACUUUAAACGCUUUCAUUUGUUUUUUGCAGCACAUAAUAAAACGAUGUACUUUUCAUUUCGAGCACUAUAAGAAGAAUAAAGAAGUAUUUUGUUAAGAAUUAUCGCAAUUAAAACAAAGUAAAUGCCUGAUUGAAAUACUAUAUACAACAUAUAUUUGCAAAGUGAACUUAAUUUUACCACAAUACUCCUAUUUCUUAAUGUCUGGAUGGGGAAUUAUCAAUAUAUCUCACUAUGAUCAUAACCAUAUUUAUGUAUUUAUUGACUGCCGUUAUAUAUUUAUUUUGUACUGUUGUAUAAGGAUGUUUUGUAAGUCGAUAUCAGCCAAAUGUUUGUACGAUUUCACAUGGAGACGCGUUUUAUUUUUGCCAUUUUGGUGCAGCCAUUGUCUAAGGAUUUCUUAACGGAAUGGGAUUUUCCAUAGCUCAUAUCCAUGUUGCUGUGCUGUGCGUUUUAAACCAGAAAUUCCCCAGUGAUUCCUGCUGUACAUAGCCCUUACGCUAGUUAGUUUCUCGUGCGUUUGCAUCGUAGUAGCUUUUUCCUUUGUGUUGAUGUGACUACGUUUCGCUUUAGCAGUUUUGUAGCUCAAUAAUAAUGUGAAAGCUGGUUAACACGCGAUGAGAACGAGACAUGUGUAUGACUGUUUUGAACAACACUUUUUCAGCUUUUGUUAUGUUUGUAGGAUUUGGGAGAGUUUUAGGGCCACAAAACAUAAAAAAAAAAAAAUUGCAGAUGUAAAUGUAACUCCAAAAAAAGUUUUACAAUGGUCCCUCGUUAUGUCGCGGUUCAUUUUUCGGAUUUUUUAGCGCAAUUUUACAUGUUUUUUCCAGCGUAUGAACAUGGAUUGUGUUCUGCGUCCUGAUUGGCUGUUGGACUGUAGACCAUUGUCCGUCAGUCUCCUCCGUGCCGUGUCUCCUGUACAGUACAAAAUCCGUUCAGACAAAUUUACGUAAACGUUGGAUCGCAGUGUGACUCUGAAGUGCUGUACGUUUGCAAGUUUUCUCCUGGACAAAACCCACAAUGUCGAUGAAACGUUCCGCACCGACAAAUUACAGAAACGCUUUGGAUUCAUAAGUGUUUCUGUGCAGAUAAACGCUGGGGCAGAGGCACUCGAACACGUUUAAAGCGAUCGUCAAGGAAGAGGGAUAUAAUAUACGAUUGAUUUGAUUGAUUUGACACCAUUAACAAAGUACAAUAGUCCAAAACAAUAGACUCAAACAAACUCAUCUGCUGCUUCUUCCAGGCUUUACAUCGAAAUGAAGCCAACUUAUAAACAUUAGAAUUCAACAACCAUUUCAUCCAGAACAUAUCAGGGCGUUGAGUGAACAUUUCAUCAAAUAAAAUGGACAAUACAACAAAAAAAUGAGCUUCACUUUCCACUUUUCCCAACUCAGAUAAACCACAAAGUCAAAAAGUCUUUCUUCUUCAGGGGUUUGAGAAAGAUUUGAACUUUGAGAGUGUUAAAAAUGUGAGAAAAUGUGCAUUCCUGUCUGAGAAACGUGUAUAAAGUGUGUGGUGAGGGGUUUUUACAGCCGCAAAACCUAUAGAAUAACUGUAAAAAAUGACGCUGAUACUUCACGGAUUUCGCCCGUUACGAUAAACGACAAACGAGGGACCACUGUAUUCGUUUUUCCACUACUUUUUAACCAGAGUUUGAACCAACACCUCUAUGACAAACACGUAAUAAGUCACGUAUUUAUCCGUCUAUCCGUGUGAUUGUUUAUUUAUGUAUUUAUCGAGGGACAAAUUUAGCAGAGCUUGCACCUGAUGUGACGCAUAGAGUGAAGCUAGUGCUAAUCUCUGCUCCACUCGAACCGUUAUUUUUUUGGCAUCGGUGAGAUAGUUAUAGAUAUCGCAGCAAUUAAAAGGUUUUAGGAAACUUUUGAGACACUGACAAACACCAUUUUCCUCAAAGCGUUCUUUCAGAUUCGCUUUGUCGUGGCCCUAAACCUCCGCCGCAGAUCCUAUCCGCCGUAGACUCGAGUCCAGUACUGUCCCCCGCCGCUUUUCUGUUGUCUGUUGUCAGCUUUUAAGAUCAGAUAUCGUGACGCUGUUAGUCGAAAAUGUAGCGAUAACCCGGUGUAUUUUCAAUGUGUCUUUUCUUUCGGUUUGAAUUGAGAAUAAAACAGUUGUGCCCCGUGC